Molecule: messenger RNA, 1378 nt
Organism: Macadamia integrifolia
Lineage: Eukaryota; Viridiplantae; Streptophyta; Magnoliopsida; Proteales; Proteaceae
Product: GDSL esterase/lipase EXL3-like
Exons: 5
Coding region: 1-1140 (379 amino acids)
Biological process (GO): lipid metabolic process
Molecular function (GO): lipase activity
Source: RefSeq, a predicted model, not a curated record
AUGCAUUCAGUAUGCUUGAUUGGAAGACAUGGUACUACGACUGGUGCCUCUUUUUCUUCUUCUUCUUCUUCAAAGGUUGUUGGUUUCUUUACGUUUAUGAUGGCUUCCUGCUUCCUCUUCCAAAUGAACCAAGCACAAAUCACUCUACCUAACAACAUAACGAUCCCAGCCUUGAUUGCCUUUGGAGAUUCUAUCAUAGACGCAGGCAACAAUAAUAAUCUUAAGACGCUGGUGAAAUGCAACUUCCCUCCCUAUGGCCGGGACUUCAUGGGAGGAAUCCCCACUGGAAGGUUUAGCAACGGAAAGGUCCCUACUGACUUCUUGGUUGAAGAUUUGGGAAUUAAGGAGCUUUUGCCUGCAUAUCUUGACCCGACCUUGAAACCUUCAGACCUCCUCACAGGUGUAAGCUUUGCCUCCGGUGCUUGUGGUUAUGAUCCACUCACCUCUCAGAUGACGUCAGUGUUGUCUCUAUCGGAUCAAUUGAAUUUGUUCAGAGAGUACAUAAGGAAGCUGAAGAAGAUUGCUGGAGAAGAGAGAGCAAAUAGUAUCAUUGCAGAGAGCUUCUAUGCAAUCUGUACAGGAAGCGACGAUAUAGCCAAUACUUAUUUCUCUACUCUUUUGAGGAGUGUAAACUAUGAUGUCCCUACCUAUACUGAUCUCAUGAUCCGUUCAGCUUCUAGUUUCAUUCAGGAACUGUAUGGUUUGGGGGCAAGAAGGAUUGGUGUGCUGGACAUCCCACCAAUUGGAUGUGUGCCAGAACAGAGAACCCUUGGAGGAGGGCAAGAGAGAGAGUGUGCAGAGAAAUACAACCAGGCAGCCUCUCUUUUCAACACUAAGCUGUCUUCACUCAUCAACUCCCUCAACAGAAGGCUCCCACAAUCCAAGAUUGUCUUCAUUGAUAUCUACCAACCCCUACUUGAUAUCAUCCAAUACCCUGAUUCCUACGGAUUUGAAUAUGUGAAUAAAGGAUGCUGUGGCACGGGAAGACUAGAGGUUUCAAUACUCUGCAACUCCUUGGUCCCUCAAACGUGCCAAAAUGACUCCAAAUACUUAUUCUGGGACAGUUAUCAUCCCUCUGAGAGAGCCUACCGCUUCCUCACUACUGUCAUCUUACGGGACAAUAUUAAUCAAUUCUUUUAAAGAUGAAGGUUGGGCACGCUGUUAGUUUUCUUAGAGUUAACAACUCGAAGGGAGAGAUCGAAAUGAAAGUGGCAGGAGUGACAUUUUCAAAGGGAGAGGAGAGAUGCAGAGACAGAGCUAGCAUGGCCAGUCUUCUUCCUCUUUUUAAAUUCUAGUCAAAUCCUUUUUGUUUCUAUGGCCUAGUACUACUCUGCUUGCAAUGAUCAUUCCUCUAAUGUUUGGUCACAAUUGAAACAAA